Ruditapes philippinarum (Manila clam) is the source of this 1990-nucleotide messenger RNA. Its product is annotated as AP-4 complex subunit beta-1-like. The record is from RefSeq and is a predicted model, not a curated record. Gene Ontology annotation, molecular function: clathrin binding. Gene Ontology annotation, cellular component: membrane coat. Bases 100 to 1704 code for a protein of 534 amino acids. NCBI's taxonomy places the organism in Eukaryota, Metazoa, Mollusca, Bivalvia, Venerida, Veneridae. Gene Ontology annotation, biological process: intracellular protein transport; vesicle-mediated transport. The transcript is spliced from 3 exons.
GAGGUAAUCCGAAUAAUAUUUUGCACGGAUAUUCGGAAAUUGCACAGUAUACAACUUCCGGGAUCAAACCAGCAACACCCACAGAUUUUAUUAUCCGAAAUGGAUACCUAUUCACCAGAUUUUGUCCUAUCUUCAUUGAAAAAUGUUAACAAAUUAAGUGACUUGGCUCACUGUCGAUUUUGUUUAAAAAAGGUACUACAGUUUACCUCUGCAAAAACAGUAGAUGUUGCUGCAUUUCUACCUGCAGUUGUCAAUCUGAUGGCCCAUUCUGACCUUCUGAUAAAAAAAUCUGCCUGUCAACUACUGACAAAAAUUUCUGGUGUUCAGUCAGAGUCUCUUUUACUUGCUGUCAAUACAUUGUUAAAGGACUUACAGGAAAGUAAUCCAGUUAUACGAGCUCUUGCUAUACGUACAUUAUGUGCUGUGAAACAUGAAGCGUUUGUGGAACACCGUAUUAAAUGUGUUAAGGAAGGACUAAAAGAUACAAGUUCUUAUGUAAGAAGAACAGCUGUAAUGGCUGCUAUUACUGUGUUUAAAACUCACACAGAAGGUUUUCAGGAGUCGGGAAUUAUUAACAAACUUUACGAGAUGAUUCGUGACUCUGAUCCUAUCGUUACAGUAAACUGCCUGCUAGCAUUAGAGGAAAUCCUGAAAACUGAAGGUGGAAUAGUUUUAAAUAAAAAGAUGGUUGGUUAUUUACUGACAAGAGUUGAAGAGUUUACUCCAUGGGGUAUGGUGUAUGUGAGCAAGUUGUUGCAGAAAUAUUCUCCCAAAACGGAAGAUGAAAUUUUUGAUUUAAUGAAUAUUUUAGACCCUUAUCUAGCACACAACAGCGCAACACUGUCAUUGAACACUUUACAACUCUUUCUUCAUGUGUUAAAAGACAUGCCACAUUUACACGAGGAAGUUUUUCAAAGGUCGCUAAAUGUGUUUCUUUCAAUAUUCUCAUCAGGAAAUCCAGAACUCAUUUCAACUGCCAUUGAGUUUUGCAAGCAAUUUCCACAAACCUCAAAAAUGUUGGCAUUAAAUUAUAAAAGUGUUUUCUGUAAGCACAAAGAUCCACCACACUUGAAAGUGGAGAAGUUGACAUUGAUAACUAAUAUGAUAAAUGUUGAGAACUUUAAGGACAUACUUGAAGAAAUAGUAACAAAUUGUAGCAAUGCAUCUGCAGAAGUGUCAUUAUGUGCCAUACAGUGUUUAGGUAAGAUAGUUACAGACUUUCCUGACAUAGCAGAGAAAUUACUGAAAGCUUUUAAGAAACUUUUACAGAGUGGUAGAGAUCAUGUGGUGUCAAACACAUUGCAGGUAUUGGUGACAUUGUCAGAGAAGAAUGUUGGUGUAGUAAAUGAGUUGGAGGAUCAGUUGUGUAUAAUAGUGAGGAAGUUGUCAGACAAGAACGGUAGAUGUGCUGCCCUCUAUCUGAUUGCUCAGAUGGAUAACUGUUCUUCAGAAUCUUUGUACGUCAUAGAAGAAUUUAUUGAACAGUUUGAUGACCUUGAGAUGGAGGUGAAAAGUCAGUUGUUACUAACGGGAGUGAAAUUAUUUUGUAGACGACCAGCAGAGUAUCAGAAUAUUCUCGGUGAAUUAUUUGAAUUGUGUCUGAGAGAUUCUGAAGCAAGGGAGAUAAAUCAGCAAGCCAAAUUUUAUUUUUCAAUUUUUGAAGCAAAUAUUGACACAGCAAGAAAGAUUUUUGAAGUUGUUUAAGUAAAAAAUGUAGGAAGAAAUACAUUUACAGUGUAUAUAAUCUUAAAGCCUUUUAUUCAUGGUCAUGCUGAACCUUUUUAAUCUGUGAAGAAAACAUUUUUAAGUUGUUAAUUUUUCAACAUAUCUUGCAAUUAUUAAAUGGAAAUUUGCAUUCAACACUGAUAAAAAAGGCAAAAAGGAAAUUUCUCUCCUCAUUUUGUGUUUGUUAAACAAAUAUUGGUGAUUUGAUAAUGAUUUGUGGCAUUUCAUUAUAAAUUCUUAUCAAUUAGUUAUAAAAGUACCUUUA